AUGAACCUUCUCAAAUGGCCUUGGUCUCGUAUCUCUGGUCUACCGGAAUACCAAAUCAUGAACGAGAAUGGGUCCGAUGCCGGGUCUGAGGACCACCUACUCGCCGAAAAGGGCGCCAUUCGCCCCCGGAAGGGAUCCGGCAAACUAUCUCAUCAACUCUGCCGACCAUAUCUUUGGGUCCAUCUCAUGGUAUUUACGUUCUAUACCGCACUCUUCCUGACCUUCGUCAUUUCCCUCCACGGUGAAGAGAAGAUAUGCGCCGACGACCAGACCAUGGUAUGGUCACCAGCUCGAAAGGCUCUGAAGCCAGAACGAUCCUUGUGGAUGAAUGAAGUGACGGAUGGUAAUGUCUAUCGAGGCAAGCCGAGACCAGAAUUAGACGCUGCAUGGGACGAGCUCGUCUUAUACAGCAAUCUUAAACUCAAAGCAGAAGACCUCAAGAAAAUCAACAGGACUUCUGUUCGACUUUCAGAUGCAUCUGGUCAGUUGACCGAAUAUUAUUGGAGCGGGUUGAACGUCCAUCAUCAAAUCCACUGUUUGAAAUUAGUUCGACAAGCUCUAUACCCGGAUUACUACUUCAAGGGCAAUGUGAAGCUGAAGCGCCAUUUGGAAGAUCAUAUUGAUCACUGCGUUGAUAACAUUCGCAUGGCUCUCAUGUGCAAAGCAGACAUCUCAAUCGGUUCAUAUGACUGGGUCGACAACAAUAGAAGGCCAUUGACGAACUUCCGGACCGAGCAUAGCUGCUAUAAUUGGGACCUCGUCAAUAACUGGGCUCGAGAUCGCCACUUCGAUAUUUACGACAAUGUCACAAUUGUUCAUCCAUUCCUUGGCAAGUCGUAUCCUCUCGACUCUGAUGGCCACUAUGUGUUCACUGAGGAAAUCGAUCCAUUCUUGGGCAACAAGAUCACGCCACCUUUGUGA
Molecule: messenger RNA, 921 nt
Organism: Colletotrichum abscissum
Lineage: Eukaryota; Fungi; Ascomycota; Sordariomycetes; Glomerellales; Glomerellaceae
Exons: 4
Coding region: 1-921 (306 amino acids)
Biological process (GO): mycotoxin biosynthetic process
Source: RefSeq, a predicted model, not a curated record